AUUUUGUAGUCAGUUGCCAGUGAGUGUCUCUUAUCUCUGAGUAACAGGAAACACCUCCUCCUUAACAGAGUCUGGACUGUUUUUUAGGCUGGUCCUCCUCCUCCUGAGGAUGACAGGGAGUGGAUCAUAGUGGAAGCUGCUCCUUCUCCGUCUGUAGACCAGUAGCUACAUCCGCUCCUCUGUCACAAAAACCACCACUUCGUUUGUAACCAACAACCUCUCUGCUUCUCAGAUAGAACAAUGGGAUCUUAUUCAGUUUUUGGCUGACACACCAGGUCCAAAUUUGGAUCUAACUUUUUGCUUCUGAGAGGAAUCACUGUGAAGCUCUUAUCCUGGACUAAGGAUUUGUCAUUGGUGGAUGGUCUGGGCGGUCCAGGAGGUCAGCGUGUAAAAGACGGCACUGGAGAUGGUUGAUAUUUGAAACCACAGUAAACCAGGAUGGAGCCAAUUAAGAGAGACAUGGAGCUGCUCAGUAACAGCAUGGCGACAUAUGCUCACAUUAAAGCCAAUCCAGAGAGCUUCGCCCUCUACUUCAUGAUGGGCGUCUGUUUCGGCCUCCUCAUGGCGCUCUGCCUCCUCGUGGCCGGCAUCGCCUGCAGAACUCGUCGCCCCCGCAGGCCUCCACCUUCCCCCGAGAGAAGACAACUGAAGGAGUCAAGCGAGGAGGAGGAGGAGGAUGAUGAAGAUGAGGAGGAGAGCAUUGCGGAGGAAGAUGGGGAGGAGGCUGAGAUUUCCAAAGUGACAGUGGGGCCCCUGAGCGAUCGCAGCAGCCAGUCAAACGGGACUCUGAGGAGCGUGAACGUGUUUGCGUCAGCAGAGGAGCUGGAGAAGGCUCGACGUUUGGAGGAGAGGGAGCGGAUCGUCAGGGAGAUCUGGAGGAAUGGACAGCCGGACAUCCUGGUCACAGGGACAGGGACUAUUGGACGAGUUCAUUACCACUAACAGACACUUUGAAUGUGAUCAAUGAAGUACAGCUCACAGACUGCAGAGGGCAGAACGCACAGUGACCAAACUUUGACCAAACUCUGAAUGAUGGUCUAAAGUGAUUUGACUGUAGAAUAACAGACUUUAACAACAGGGUGGUGAGUUUGAAAUGUGAAGAAAUGAAAGUUGAUAUUUUUCCUAUGAAAACACAAAAUAAAACUUAAAUCCAGCAAAAAUAAUAAUAACUUUUGGAGACUCCCAGAGAAGAAAAGGCAAUAAGAUAAAGUAUUCUGAUAAAUAAAUACCUUACAGACAAAAGAAGUUCCCAUCUUUAAAGAUUAUUAAAUUUUAAUGUGACAUGUUGAAUAGAUAGCAGCUGAAAGUCCAACAAAAAUAACUCCCACUGUGAAUUAGCUUGGAGUUUCUAAAAUGAAUUUUCUUAAGCUACAUUGUGCCUGUAUUUGUUCGUGGUUAUUUAUUUCACUUUGUCCUUUAUAAAUGAGUAAAACACUUACAGCCCAGUUGUGUUUGGUUUGAUACUUUGUGAUGUAAAACAGAUUUUUGUACGCAACUAAUUCAGAUCCAUCUGUAGGCCUUUGUAACUGUACCUUUGCAAUGCUAUUAAAUAAAAGUCUAACCACUUUUUUUAACUACAGAAGGAAACAUA
Messenger RNA from Notolabrus celidotus (New Zealand spotty), 1591 nucleotides. It is a transcript of the gene eva1bb, whose product is annotated as eva-1 homolog Bb (C. elegans). The record is from RefSeq and is a predicted model, not a curated record. NCBI's taxonomy places the organism in Eukaryota, Metazoa, Chordata, Actinopteri, Labriformes, Labridae. The transcript is spliced from 3 exons. The coding region runs from base 439 to 942 and encodes 167 amino acids.